Acytostelium subglobosum LB1 is the source of this 1488-nucleotide messenger RNA. RefSeq lists its product as hypothetical. The transcript is spliced from 2 exons. NCBI's taxonomy places the organism in Eukaryota, Evosea, Eumycetozoa, Acytosteliales, Acytosteliaceae. The coding region runs from base 1 to 1488 and encodes 495 amino acids. Gene Ontology annotation, molecular function: protein binding; zinc ion binding. The record is from RefSeq and is a predicted model, not a curated record.
AUGGAUGAAUGUAACGGUAAAGAUAAUAAUAAUAGCAAGAAGAAUGAUGAUGAUGAUACACUCAGAUGUUUGAUUCAUAACAAGAAACAGAAGGUUAUAUGCUAUGACUGCAAUGAGAUCGUGUGCACAGUUUGCAUGACCACAGAGCAUGUUAAGCACGAAGUUGAGCAUGUCCACAGCAUCAAGACACAGUUCACCAGUGACAAGAGGAUAAAGAGGUUCGAUGGCCGCCUCGAUACACUUUGGGACACAUUGCAACAAUUGGCAUGGUCCUAUGACACCAUUCAGAUCUCACACAGACGUGUCGCCAAUCAGUUUAGAGAGCUGCAUGAAUUCCUUAUGAUGGAGGAGCGAAGGCUCAAGAAGGACCUCGAUGAUGAGCUUGACAAGACAACAACAUCAAUCAACAACAUCAUCAAUGAGAUUGCCAACCUAAAAGCACAUGCUACCCACAUUGACGAAGAUUGCGAUGGUGUUGACGUGAUGAAUACAUUGGUGCGAUCGAUUCAAACAUCAAGGACAUUGGAUCAAUUCAUCGACAAAAAGUUCAAGUCAUGCGGUGAUGAUGUCACGAUUGGUGAUGAUCAACUGUUGGACUUUGUUCGAAGAGCAUCACAAGCCACUCUGGCCGUUCAGGUUGUCACCAAACCGAUACGUAUCGAGUAUGAUUCACAUAUGUUGGAGAGAGGUAUUGUGGAUCUCAUUGAUAAAUACACAUUUGAUGAUGAACCAACCUUGAUUGAACAUGGCUUCAGGAAUCACAUCUUCUCACUGUGGAAGGACUCUUGUUCGAUGUAUUCAUUGGACACUGGUGAGUGGACUGUGAUCGAUGACAAAUACACACCAAGAGAGCGCAUAUUCAGAUCGGUUUGGCACAAUGACCUGGAGAUCAUUGGAGUCGAUGGAGGUGAAAGCAUAUCAACAUGUUACAAUGGUGACAAUCUCAUCUACUUGGUCGGUGGAUACAACGAUGAUAAAGUAUUGGAUCGAAUUGAUUGUUUCAACAUUGACACUCAACAAUUCACAUCAGUUGGACGAUUGAGUGUGCCAACCAGAGGAUCAUACUCAUUCCUCUACAUGGAUAGGAUCAUUAUCGUUGGUGGCGAUGUUGAUGUUGAAUGUGAAGUCUCGCUCACUGACAUCUUGUCAUUCAACAUCGGCACCAAGGAAUGUGACGUCCUCCUCAAGACUGAAUUCCAUCCAGAGGAAUUCAUCAUUGCUUGCUAUGAUGGCUUUGAUCAUGUGUUCAUCUUGGGCGAUGAGUCCACUCUCUUGGUCAACCUGUCCACCAUGAAUUCAAUUCAAGGUAUUGGAAUGUACACAAUAGGAUGGCCAUGUAUUUAUACACAAUCACAUGGAUUUGCUGCACUCAGUGGCACUGGAAAGAAUGAGAGAUUCUCAGAACUGCAAGACAAAUGGAUAUCACUCGAUGACAAUGACCCUGUGGAGGAUAGGUCCUCCUUUGGAACAUGUCAUAUCUAUCAUUGA